AUGUCGGUUUUCUCCGAAACCCUAAUCCUCCCGAAUGCCCGCAGCUCGGUUUCACCAGUGCUGGCAGUGUCUACGUCAGCGCCCGCCAUCAAAUCCUUCGACGUGGCAUCCGGCGCGUCCCUGGGCGACGUGGCAGCGCGCCACCCUGGCACAGUGACGGAUUUAGGGUUUGCAGAAGCGGCUUUCGGAGGGGCGGGGCCGGGAAAGGAGGUGCUUCUGUCGUCGUCCUCCGAAUCCGCUGUUUACGUUUGGGACGCGCGCGCUCGAUCGCAAGCGGGCGUCUUCCCCGCGCAUGGGGGGGCGGGCGAGCUGUGGAGCUGCAGCGGGGGAGGGGGGAGCACAGGGCACCUGCUGGCGGCAGGGGCGAACUCACAGAUUCUCCUGUGGGACAUGCGCUCCACCCGUCUGUUGGGGCGACUUGAGGACGCUCACACAGAGGACGUCACUCAGGUUCGCUUCCACCCUCUCCACCGCACUGCACUCCUCUCAGCCGCGCUCGACGGCCUCAUCUGCCGCUUUGACCUCUCUCCACACCACGAGGCAUCACUCUCCGCCUCGGCAGUAACCACCCCAGCAGCGACAGCAGCAGCAGAGCGUUAUGCGGAUUCCGACCCGCUCCAGUCAGUAAUAAGCCCUGGCACAUCCAUCUCUCGCAUCGGCUUCUUUGGCCCGUCUGCCUCUGCUCUUUGGUGCCUCACCAGCGUUGAGACUCUCAGCCUUUGGGAUGUCUGGACUGGCGAUCCCAUUGCUUCUUUUGGUGACAUCCGGUCAACUCUCUCCGAAAAGUGGCCCCUUCAAGUCCCUGUGGAUUAUCUGAUUGCCUGUGACUACUCCCCCUCGCCCACCCCCCGCCUUCGCCUCUUUGCCGGUUCCCACCUGGGUCAUGCAGCAGCCUUCCCCAUCUCCCUGCCCCACACCGUCUCCAACCCAUCCCAACCUUCGGGACCCGCUACUGCUGCUGCGGCCGCUGCUCGUAAUGAUGAUGAUGAUGCAAUGAUGACAGAGGAUCCACGUGGCAGCGGUGCGAGCGUGCCACCUGGCAGCUGCCAGGUCAGCGGCCCGGACAUGCUGUUAUCCGGGGCCCAUUCGGGGGUGGUGAGGGAUGUGGUGAGAGUGGCACUGCCACCAUCUCAUGCGCCUGUGUCUCGAGGAAUGGCUGUGGCGUUUUGGACAGGAGGGGAGGAUGGGUGCUUGUGCCAAUGGGAGGGGAUUGAGGGGCAGGAGGAGGAGGAGGAGGGGGGGGAGGGCGGAGGGGUGAAAGGGAGUAAGCGGAAGGGUAAGGGGAAGGAUCGUUUCAAGCCGUACUAG
This is a messenger RNA of Closterium sp. Naga37s-1, 1308 nucleotides long. The record is from the annotation of a GenBank genome assembly. NCBI's taxonomy places the organism in Eukaryota, Viridiplantae, Streptophyta, Zygnematophyceae, Desmidiales, Closteriaceae.